CCGCCGCCUCAGCCUCCGCCGCGCCACACGCAGAAGGCAAGGGAACCGCGAUGGACGCCGCCACCGCGGGCAGCAAGGAGCGGGAGGCCGCGCAUCUCCUGGCCGAGGCCGAGAAGAGGGUGAAGUCCUCGCACUCCUUCCUCAGGGGCCUCUUCGGAGGACAUUCAAAGGUAGAAGAAGCAUGUGAAAUGUAUACCAGAGCUGCAAAUAUGUUCAAGAUAGCCAAAAACUGGAACGCUGCAGGAAACGCAUUUUGUCAGGCAGCCAAACUCCACAUGCAACUACAGAGUAAACAUGAUUCAGCAACCUGUUUUGUAGACGCAGGCAAUGCUUUCAAAAAGGCGGAUCCCCAAGAGGCUAUCAACUGCUUAAAUGCCGCCAUCGAUAUUUACACAGACAUGGGCCGAUUUACUAUUGCGGCCAAGCAUCACAUUACCAUUGCGGAGAUUUAUGAAUCUGAGCUCGUGGACAUUGAAAAAGCUAUUGCCCAUUAUGAACAGGCUGCAGAUUACUACAAAGGGGAAGAAUCCAACAGUUCUGCUAACAAAUGUCUGCUGAAGGUGGCUGGAUAUGCUGCUCAGUUAGAGCAAUAUCAGAAGGCAGUUGAACUCUUUGAACAGGUUGGAACAAGCACUAUGGACAAUCCAUUACUCAAGCACAGUGCAAAAGAUUACUUCUUUAAAGCUGCCUUGUGUCACUUUAUAGUUGAUGAGUUGAAUGCUAAGCUUGCUCUGGAGAAGUAUGAAGAAAUGUUUCCGGCCUUCUCAGAUUCAAGGGAGUGUAAACUAUUGAAAAAAUUACUGGAAGCUCACGAGGAACAAAACUGUGAAGCUUACACUGAAGCGGUUAAGGAGUUUGAUUCAAUAUCUCGCUUGGAUCAGUGGCUGACAACCAUGUUACUUCGCAUUAAGAAGUCCUUUCAGGAAGACACUGACGGGGACCUCAAGUGAAUUGUCAGUACAAUUUGUGGCACGUGACAUGUCUGCUGAAGUAUACUGUGUUGUGGCCAAGGACCAUUAUCGGAUACUUGGAUCAAUGCUUCUAGCUUAACUGACUGGUGUCUUGUUUAGUACCCUGUUGUGGCUCGUUCGGUGUAACUAUGGACAUGAACUAUAUAUAUAUU
Lacerta agilis (Sand lizard) is the source of this 1123-nucleotide messenger RNA. It is a transcript of the gene NAPB, whose product is annotated as NSF attachment protein beta. The transcript is spliced from 11 exons. Gene Ontology annotation, cellular component: terminal bouton; synaptobrevin 2-SNAP-25-syntaxin-1a complex; vacuolar membrane. Gene Ontology annotation, biological process: synaptic transmission, glutamatergic; regulation of synaptic vesicle priming; intracellular protein transport. Lineage: Eukaryota; Metazoa; Chordata; Lepidosauria; Squamata; Lacertidae. The record is from RefSeq and is a predicted model, not a curated record. Bases 51 to 950 code for a protein of 299 amino acids. Gene Ontology annotation, molecular function: syntaxin binding; soluble NSF attachment protein activity.